GGUCUGGAAAUUCGAGAUCGAAAAGAAUUUCACACUCCGCCCUUGACCUUGGAUCGAUUGCAAUGGCUGCCUCCUUGCUGAGAAGAAAAGCAGGGAAUCUUGUCAGAUUGUCCUUGGAAAUCCUUCCAAACAGGACAGUUGUACGAAUAUUGAAUGAGAAGAAAUGUCUGAGCUAUUUUCAAAAUUUGAUUCAUCAACCGAAGUUCAAAGUUACAAGGAGUUUGUCUUCUGCUGUAACAGCAUCAAGUGAGGAAGGAGGUAAAGGUGGUAAGCAAGAUGGCAUUGCUGUUAGCCCAGAAGAAGAAGUUCCAACUGAGGAACAAUUGUAUAGGGAAAGAUAUAUUCCAAUAACGCGACGCUCUGUUAUCAGACAUAUAAUGGAAGAGAAAGAGUUCUUAACAGAGGAGGAGAAGAAACAGUUUGAAGAUUUCGCUCUGGCCUUAGACAGUGCUCUUGUUAACAAAUAUCAUGGAAUUUUACAAGAACUUAAGAGUCUCUUUGAUCCUAUCAACCCUGACAAAGACACAAUUCAAACAAGGAAAUGGAAUAGGAGAGAAAGACUUGAUAAUGAAUUCUGGUUAUUAGAAAGAUUACAAGACAUAAUGGAAAAAGCCAACUUUCAUGAAUUAUCUAAAAACACUAUUAAUACAGCUUUAUCAGAACACGAGGCAAGAGAGGGUGUCAGGGUUAGUGUUAAUCCCCUUAAAUAUGAUAUAUUACGGUUUUGGGCACUAGGACGUGAGAUACCUGAACAAAAGUUUAACCUAUAUGAACAAUUCCUGAGUAAAGUUACCAAAAAACCUGCUAGAAAACCCAUAGAAUAUUAUAAACGAGUUGUGGUUGCCAUUAGGCUAAAAAAAGACCAAAAAUUAAUGCUGAAAGCUUUUAAAGAGGUGCCAGUCAAUGCCUUAGAAAUGUUAUUACCCGAUGGUACUAUUAAAAUGAGUACGAUGGAUAAAGGUAUUCUUACAACAUCAGCAUUUAUAGCAUCAGUUGGCGUGGUAGCAAAAUUAGUUACAGUUUUAGCUGACAUGAACAUCGAUUGGACACUUAUAUUGACAGCACUGACAGGAAUCAUUGGUAUCCGUGCCUGGACAGUUUAUAAUAAUCGUAAAAAUAAAUAUCUUGUAGAUGUAUCUAGAACCUUAUAUUAUAAGAACAUUGCCAAUAAUCGUGGAUUGUUGACGUUAUUAGUAGAUAGAGCUGAAGAUGAAAGUUUUAAAGAAACUUUACUGACAUAUGCUUUCUUAUUAACCAAGAGAUCACCAUCAGUAAAAAGUUUACCUAGUAAUCAACAAAAACCAGCAGAAUUGGGUGGUAUAACUGCAUUAACAGUAGAAAAAUCUGUUGAGAAAUGGCUUCAAUCCAAAACUGGCGUUGUUCUUGAUUUCGAUUCUUCGGAGGCAGUUGUACUUCUAAAAAAUUUCGGACUUCUUAGUGAGUGUGCUGACAAAUUACAUGUUUUAUCUUUAGAUGCAGCUUUUAGAAAUCUACCACAAAAACCGCAAUCUAUCGUCGCUCGUGCUCUUGAGGUAGAUAUAUCUGAAGGCUAUGAUAGAGAUGAAUAUCUAGAAACUGAAAAAGAAUACAAGGAAGAAGAGAAGAAAUCCAAUAAAUAUGGCUGGUUUUAGUAUUGUAUUAUAUGUUUAGGGUUAAUUCCAUUGUUUCCUAUACCAGUGAUAUGUAUAUCUAGAAAGAUGAGUGUGUGCAAUUACUAGCAGAUUAAAUGAAAUAUAUUAUUAUAUACAAAAUCUCAGGAUUAAUUUCUGCACUUCCACAGGAUUUUCAUUAUGCAUAUACAGGUUUCUGUGGAUUAUUUGGACAUACAUGUAUAACUGUCUUAUUUUAUACGCAAAUAACUGUUCAUUUUUAAACAGUCAAUCAAAAAUUGGAUAUUAUUGAUGAGUUGUGGGCCCUGAAUAGUCAUUAACCACUUUGGGAAUACUCGAUUGAACAUUCUGGAAUUGAAUUAUCUCUAUCUCAAAUAUAGUGAUAAUCGAGUAAAAAGGGGGGGGGGGGUCAGACUGCAAGGCAUUGCGCCAACUGCAUAAAAAAAUAUCUCAACCAACCAUGACAGCUGAAACAUAUUGGUUGUUUUUAAUUUCGUCACUAUGUACCUACACCACCUCCAUUGUGUGGACUGACAGAACUGUGACAUUACUGAAUUCCAUUUUAUUUGAAUGCAAUUCUGUUAAUUCGGGAUGUUCCAGGCUGACAGUCAAGCAUCCCCAAUGAUACAUCCUUAAUUUCUUUCCAUUUUUGUAAUGACUUAAAGGCAAUAUCUUGUUUGUUUAUAUUCAGUAAAACUAGAAUACUGGUGAUUGGACUGGCUGCCAUUACUGGUUAUGUAUUCUUAUUGAAUAUUAUAAAACAAAUGGUGUCCUAGAAACAUUAGUAGUGAGAUAUUGUAGAUAAUAUGUAUAUAGUUAGGAAUUUAUUUAAUUUAAAGAUGAUGGUUGUAUGUUAAUAUUAUGUAGGUAUUGUUAGUGUAAUAUCAAAAUAAAAGUUAAAUAUGUUUGAUUAUCUCCCUUGACACAUCAGUCCACCAUAAAAAAAAACUUGCGGCCAAUAAUGAUGUUUUGACAGCUACUGUGAAUAACACUAGCACCUAAUAUUCUAAAUAUGCAAGUUUUCAUCAGAUAAUUUAUACCUUUUAAAAUAAAAUAUAUUUUUGUUUUGAA
Patella vulgata (common limpet) is the source of this 2681-nucleotide messenger RNA. RefSeq names its product transmembrane protein 143. The transcript is spliced from 6 exons. The record is from RefSeq and is a predicted model, not a curated record. Lineage: Eukaryota; Metazoa; Mollusca; Gastropoda; Patellidae. Bases 63 to 1631 code for a protein of 522 amino acids.